Molecule: messenger RNA, 1085 nt
Organism: Tuber aestivum (summer truffle)
Lineage: Eukaryota; Fungi; Ascomycota; Pezizomycetes; Pezizales; Tuberaceae
Source: the annotation of a GenBank genome assembly
CGGAUGAUUCCCUAUGGUAGAAACAGCAAGUUCACCGGCCGUAAAGAUCUCAUUGAGGAGGUAAAGAGGUUUUCCGAGGGUAGUAACCACAACCGGAUUGCACUCCACGGAUUGGGCGGUUCCGGGUAUGUAUCCACCAUUGUUGCCAGAAUUUCGCGGGUUUACUAACAUUGCCCAGAAAAACGCAGAUUGCACUCGAAUACGUUUAUCAGCGGGCAAACGAGAGCGAUUGUCAUGUUUUUUGGGUGCCUGGAAGUGGAGUACAAAAGUUCAGUGAGGGUUUCAGAGCCAUUGCGCAACAUGUUCGAAUUCCCCUAGCCAGCGCCGAGAUGGACGAAGAGGAAUUCCUAUUAAAUGUAAAGAGGUGGUUUGAAGGUCCGGAUCAGGGCGAUUGGAUGCUGGUCAUUGACAAUGCCGAUAACGAGGAGGACUUUAUCGGCAAUAGUGGUCGCAUCUCCAAAUUCGUACCGCAAGGCCCCAGGGGUACUCUAAUAUUCACCACCAGAUCUCUCCAAGUCGCAUCAUGGCAGGGAUGCCAUAGGAUCGAUGUCGGAAAAAUGGAGGGGGAUGAAGCUCAGGAAUUGCUUUUGAAACGCUUGGGUAACUGGAACUGGAAUGGUUUGAGAGAUGAAGAAAUAGAGGCGAUCGCCAUGAUACUAGACUCCCUACAUUACAUCCCACUGGCCAUUGUAGGAGCGGCAGCCUUCAUGACAGUAACCCAGACACCACCAUCAACUUACUGGACCAUUUUCCGGGCAAAUGACGAACAAGCAAAGCGACUACUUUCACGGCCGUUUUGCGAUAUCCAACGAGAGGCUGAUAUGACUGAGAGCAUCCUAGCUACGUACUUUAUCACCUUCGACCGAAUCACACAGCAGAUGCCCAAAGGGGCAGAUCUUCUGCGUCUAAUUGCAUUCUUCGACCGUCAGAAAAUUCCCGAGGAGCUAUUGAGCGAAUGUGGUUUGGAAGGGAUGGAUGAUCCAAUUGAGUUUCGUCAGGCAAUUGGAAAACUAUUGGGAUUUUCAUUAGUUACAGCUGUCAAAUGUGAGGACAAGACAUUUUACGAACUUCAUCGAUUGGUCCAG